GCCUGCACCCUCCCUACUCCUGCAGGGUUUGGGAUCCCAGGGCCUGCAGGGUGGUGCCUGAGGCUUAGGGAGGGACCCAAAGAUUUUCACAGCCUGUGGGAAUAUAAACUCGGACAGUCUGGGCUGGAGCUGGUACCCUGGGGUAACAGCCUCGUUAGGUGCUGUCACUGUCUCAGCCCCCACACCUGGUGCCCCGCACACAACACCACCCCAGACAUGCAGGGAGCCCGGGCGCUUCUGCUGCUGCUGCUGCUGCUGCUGCUGGCCCUGACGCUACGGCCGACCCACGGCAUCAUCCCAGUGGAGGAGGAGAACCCGGCCUUCUGGAACCAAAAAGCAAACGAGGCCCUGACGGCUGCUAAGAAGCUGCAGCCCAUUCAGACGGCGGCCAAGAACCUCAUCCUCUUCCUGGGGGACGGGAUGGGGGUGCCCACAGUGACCGCCACCAGGAUCCUGAAGGGGCAGAUGCAGGGCCAGCCUGAGCCAGAGACUCCACUGGCCAUGGAUCAGUUCCCGUACCUGGCGCUGUCCAAGACGUACAACGUGGACAGACAGGUGCCAGAUAGUGCGGGCACAGCCACGGCCUUCCUGUGCGGGGUCAAAGGCAACUACCAGACCAUCGGCCUGAGCGCGGCUGCCCGCUUCAACCAGUGCAACACAACUCGGGGCAACGAGGUCCUCUCCGUGAUGCACCGGGCCAAGAAAGCAGGGAAGUCUGUGGGAAUUGUGACCACCACCAGGGUCCAGCACGCCUCACCGGCCGGCACCUACGCACACACCGUGAACCGCAACUGGUAUUCGGAUGCUGACAUGCCCGCCUCAGCGCGCCAGGAGGGCUGCCGGGACAUCGCCACGCAGCUCGUCUCCAACGUGGACAUUGACGUGAUCCUGGGCGGGGGCCGGAAAUACAUGUUCCCCAGGGGGACCCCAGACCCCGAGUACCCGAAUAACACCGCCCAGGCAGGGACCAGGCUGGAUACGAAGAACCUGGUGCAGGAGUGGCUGUCGAAACACCAGGGCUCUCGGUACGUGUGGAGCCGCGCAGAGCUCCUGCAGGCGUCCCAGGACCCGGCCGUGACCCGCCUCAUGGGCCUCUUUGAGCCCGUGGACAUGAAAUACGAGAUCUACCGAGACCCUGAGCUGGACCCCUCCCUGGCGGAGAUGACAGAGGCAGCCGUGCGCGUGCUGAGCAGGAACCCCGACGGCUUCUACCUCUUCGUGGAGGGGGGCCGCAUCGACCACGGCCACCAUGAGACCAUAGCCUACCGAGCACUCACUGAGACAGUCGCAUUCGACGCUGCCAUCAACAAGGCGGGCCAGCUCACCCGCGAGCAGGACACCCUGACCCUCGUCACCGCUGACCACUCCCACGUCUUCACGUUUGGGGGCUACACCCUGCGGGGGACCUCCAUCUUCGGGCUAUCACCUGAGAAGGCCAAAGACGGCAAGGCCUACACUUCCAUCCUGUACGGAAAUGGCCCAAACUUCAAGAACCCCCGGCCAGAUGUCACUGCCCAGGAAAGCAGUUCCCUCACCUACCGGCAGCAGGCGGCCGUGCCCCUGGACUCCGAGACCCACUCUGGGGAGGACGUGGCGGUGUUCGCGCGUGGCCCACAAGCGCACCUCAUGCACGGCGUGCAGGAGCAGAACUACAUCGCCCACGUCAUGGCCUUCGCCGGCUGCCUGGAGCCCUACACCGCCUGCGGCCUGCCGCCGCCCAGCCGGAGCAGUGACCAGAGCGAUGACAGGAGCAGCGCUGCCCCUGGCCUCUCGCUGUCUCUGGCCUGGACACUGGUGCUGCUGCUGCUGGGGACCAUGGCACUCUGAGUGUCCACAGCUCCACCCCACACCCCCACCAGGAGGCCCCGCAGCACAGCACUGUACUCUCCACACCCAGUGUCCACGGAGGCAGCUCUGGGACUGCAGUUCCAGACCACAGUCCCUGCACCCCAACACAGGAGAGGGUGCGGACCAGCCACUCUGCCUGACUGGCUCACCUCGGUGAGCUGGCACUGGGCACUGAUUAGGAGCAAGGAUUCCCCGCCCUCCAGGCUGCCAUUCUCCUGUGAACACAAAGCAACAAUAAAC
Molecule: messenger RNA, 2088 nt
Organism: Fukomys damarensis (Damara mole-rat)
Lineage: Eukaryota; Metazoa; Chordata; Mammalia; Rodentia; Bathyergidae
Product: intestinal-type alkaline phosphatase
Exons: 11
Coding region: 217-1827 (536 amino acids)
Biological process (GO): dephosphorylation
Cellular component (GO): plasma membrane
Molecular function (GO): alkaline phosphatase activity
Source: RefSeq, a predicted model, not a curated record